Capsella rubella is the source of this 1983-nucleotide messenger RNA. RefSeq names its product growth-regulating factor 2. Gene Ontology annotation, biological process: developmental process; DNA-templated transcription; regulation of DNA-templated transcription. The record is from RefSeq and is a predicted model, not a curated record. The transcript is spliced from 4 exons. Lineage: Eukaryota; Viridiplantae; Streptophyta; Magnoliopsida; Brassicales; Brassicaceae. Gene Ontology annotation, molecular function: ATP binding. Bases 193 to 1815 code for a protein of 540 amino acids. Gene Ontology annotation, cellular component: nucleus.
AAAAAAAAAGAUAAACAAGAAAAAACUAAAACUUACGCCUCGUUCUUCUCCCUCUGUCUCUCUCUCUCUCUCUCUCUCUCUCUUCUGAGCUUAGCUCUAGCUUUCUUCCUCCCAUGGCAACUAUCUCUCAAGUCAUUAUCUAACUUUUCCUUUUAGUUCCUUUUUUCUCUUCCUAAAUCACUGCUUCUUCUUAUGGAUAUUGGUGUUCAUGUUCUUGGGUCGGUUACUAGUAAUGAAAACGGUUCACCGGGUCAAAAAGAACUCAAGGGAACUAAACAAGACAGAUCCGGUUUCAACGGUGAUGAUUACUUGCAACGAAGCUUGAAGCUAGCUAGAACAACUACUACUAGAGAUCAGGAAGAAGAGAACUUGUCUUCAUCUUUCUCAGCUGCUUACAGCAAAACGAUGCCGUUUCACCAAGGCAUUCCUCUGAUAAGAUCUGCUUCUCCUCUUUCCUCUGAUUCUCGCCGGCAAGAACAAAUGCUUAGCUUCUGUGAUAAACCAGAAGCUCUUGAUUUCAGUAAAUAUGUCGGUUUGGAUAGUAACAGUAAUAACAAGAGCUCUCCUCUCUCGCCGUUUCUUCCUCCACCUUCUUACAUUAGAACCUCAGGAGGAUAUGGUUCUGGUGGAAUGAUGAUGAACAUGAGCAUGCAAGGGAACUUCACAGGUGUUAAAGGUCCUUUCACAUUGACUCAAUGGGCUGAGUUAGAGCAACAAGCGUUGAUCUAUAAGUAUAUUACAGCCAAUGUCCCUGUUCCUUCUAGUUUGCUCAUCUCUAUCAAGAAGUCUUUUUAUCCUUAUGGAUCUUUGCCUCCUAGUUCUUUCGGAUGGGGAACUUUCCAUCUCGGUUUCGCAGGCGGUAACAUGGAUCCUGAACCAGGGAGAUGUCGUAGAACAGAUGGGAAGAAAUGGCGGUGCUCAAGAGACGCUGUUCCUGAUCAGAAAUACUGCGAAAGACACAUCAACAGAGGCCGUCAUCGUUCAAGAAAGCCUGUGGAAGUCCAAUCUGGCCAAACCGCCACUGCCACUGCAGCUUCCAAAGCGGUUACUACACCGCAACAGCCUGUGGUCGCUGGUAAUAGUAACAAGAGCAAUUCUCGUAGUAGUAACCGAAGCCUUGCCAUUGGAGGUCAAUAUAUCAAUCCUUCUACAGAGUCUCUACCUAACAACAGAGUUCGAAAUCCGCAAGGAGUUCCGAUAUAUCCUUCCACAGUCAAUUUGCAACCCAAGGAAGCUCCUGUUGUUCAUCAGAAACAAAGAAACAACCGCAACCCUUUUGAGUUUGGACACAUAUCUUCUGAUUCAUUACUCAACCCCAAUGCAAAUACCGAAAGAACCUAUGGAUCAUCGUACGUUGAUUUCAGCAGCAAUCAAGACAACCAUACAGGGAACCACAAUCACAAUUCUUGGCCUGAAGAGGUGAAAUCAGAUUGGACACAGCUUUCCAUGUCAAUUCCAAUCGCAUCAUCAUCUCCUUCUUCCUCACACAACAACAAUGCUCAAGACAAAACCACGCUCUCGCCUCUCAGGCUAUCGCGCGAGUUUGAUCUUUCGAUUCAGACCGAGGAAACAACAUUCGAGCCAGCUGCCAAAAAGGUGAAUACUUGGAUACCAAUCUCAUGGGGAAACUCCUUAGGAGGUCCUCUAGGUGAAGUACUAAACAGCACAACGAAUAGCCCAACAUUAGGAUCUUCUCCUACAGGGGUUUUGCAAAAGUCUACAUUUUGUUCACUCUCUAACAACAGCUCCGUGAGCAGCCCCAUCGCUGAGAACAACAGAAACAGUGGUGACUAUUUUCAUUACACAACAACCUGAAAACUCGAAACUAGUCCUGACGCGGAAACAAAACAAAAAAAAAAGCUCUGUUUUUUCUCUUUCUCUUAUGUUUCUCUGUUUUGUCUUCUAAGAGGAAAUUAGAAAAUCGUUGUUCUUCUGAUUCUUUCUACGUUUCCGAUUUCUCAAUCUGGAUUUGUUUGAUUGUUA